UUCAUUUUCAUUCGUUCUUCGUUGUUUUUUUACAUUUGUGCAUUGCGUAGCAAUUUAAUAAUUGUUAAUUAGACUAAAUAAAAAUAGUUUAAGUGGUUGUAGUGUGCAUGUUAUUUUUAUGCAUCAACGAAAGUUACUGAGAAAAACAGCAUAAUGGGGUUCAAUAUAUAUUUCGAAAAUCUAUUAGUACCCAAUACAGAUUGCAAUACUUUGUCACAAUUGAUCGGUGAAGUUUCGCAAAAAUAUGGUGUCCCUAUCGAUGAUUUAUACGUGACUAUAAAUGGAAAGAGAGUUACAGAAGACUUGGAACUGGAAAACAUUAACAAUGUUGUUCGCUUAUCAUCCAAACUCAUCGGGGGGAAAGGCGGAUUCGGUUCCAUGUUACGUGCUAUUGGUGCACAAAUUGAGAAAACCACUAACCGUGAAGCAUGUCGCGACCUCUCCGGACGGCGAUUACGUGACAUUAACGAAGAAAAACGUCUUAGAAAGUGGUUAGAGGGGCAGGAGGAGCGCGAGAGGGAAGCGGCUGACCGCAAACAAAAGAAAUUAGAACGACUUAUUGCUGAACCGAAGAUAGACGUGAAGAUCAAUCCGGAAUACGAGAAAGAGCGCCGAGCAUUACCAGACCGCGUCAGCGCCGCGGUAGACGCCGGCUGGCAAACCGCGAGUACUUCAGACAAUAGUCUGAAAAGGAAGGCGGAGAUUGAGAAAUCUAAAGCUAAAAAGAAGAAAUUGUGGAUCGACGCGGACCUGUCUGACUGCUCUUCGUUGAGUGACGAUGAUGAUGAAGAGGAGGCAGUUAAGAAGAGUCCAGGACAAUCCACAUCAACAGACAGUGGUAAUGAAUCAGAUAAAUCUGAGGAUAAACAUUAAAUAUGAAUUACUAGCUCUAGGCUAUUACUUUUCAUCUGGACAUACUUGAGUUAAAGAUUAUUGGGACGCAGUGUAGUUACAUGUUAUAGAAAUAGUUUGAGAAUUAGUAGAUUCAAGGAUUGCCCCCUACUUGUUCAUUUCUAUGAACAAUCAGUUAACUGAUUUGUAAAUAGCAUGACACUUUAUUUCAUCAGGCAUUUGAGAUAACAUGUAAUAGGGUGUGGCCUCUAUAUCAUUGUGUAUGUUUUUCAUAAAUACUUGUAACCAGUAACAAUUUUAAUGUUUUUAUCAUCCUGUAAUAAUACAUUAAGAUAAUCUUGUAUUAACUAUGGGUGCAUAAGUUGCAUCUUAGAUUAGACAUGGAAUAAUAACAAUUAAUUGAUAACCAAAGCAAUUGAAACUAUGGCUAGAAAUUAACUCGUGGGUCCUCUCAAUGUGACAUUGUCAUUUACGUGUGUCGCGGGAAUAUAACCUUAUAUACUACAUAAUAAGGUUGUUUUUCCCUGACACGUGUAAUGUCACGCGUAAUGUCAUGUGGCUGUCGGGCUCGCCGGCAAGCCAAGAGAGGACACACGAGUUAAUAUACAUAGGUAAUUCAACUAUUUGGGUAUAAACAUGUAUAAGUAUUCUUAGAACAUUAUUGUAAUGAGGGCUUCAAGCUAUAAGGGUGUAUUUAUAAAAGUAGAGUAGUUUGCUCUAGAAGUAGCCUAUUUAAAAUUUGUUGGGGUUGUACAGGGCAGUGUGAAUGGGCACCUAUUUAAUGUCAUAUAUAUAAAGUGCACCCUCAAGGUGGACAGAUGAUCUAAUAAAAUUUGCAGUAGAUUGCUGGGUAUGGGUCGCUUACAGUAGGUCAAUCUGGAUAUCUUUGGGAGAGGCCCAUGUCCAGCAGUGGUCAUCUAGCGACUCAUGAUAACGAUUUAGUUUAAUGUAGGUAUGGGCCAAGAGCCCCUAAAGCUCAGGGGUCCUGGCUAAUAUGGCUGGGCCUCUGCCUUUGAUUAUUAUACAAUUACUAUUUUGUAGAUAAAAACCUAAAUAUACUAUAAAAUAUAUAUGCCUACUUCUAAUCUAAUAUUUUUUUUUUCAAAAAUAAUAUCUAAUAACAAUAUAUAAUAUAAAUUUAGAUGUUCUUACUAAUAUUUCAACUGCUCUGCUUUAUAAAAAAAAAUGUUUUCAAGCCCCCAAUAUGCUUCUAAUAGUUGUUUUAGAAUGCUUGGAUUAUAGAUGCUAUAUAGCACAUUAUAUUUUCCAACAAUUGGUAGAUUAAAAAAAAUAUAGUUAUAUUAUGCUCAUUUAACUGUUAAUAUCCACUCAUAACAUUAUUAAGGAGUGUCUAAACUAGGAAUAUCUAAAUACAGCAUUUUCACUUUUAAUCUAUUACAUAAUAUAUUUAAUAAAACCUUUUUAUAUGCAUGUAUCAAUUAUAAGUGAUCUUAAAUUCCUCUAGGAGUUAGGUGGGCUAUGUAAAAGAUAUGUCCAAACAAGUAGUUAUGAAUUUAUUCCUUCAUAUUCUUCAUGUUUUAAACAUAUUACAUGUUUAUUCAUAAUCCAUACCUAAUACAGGUAAUCAAUGCUAUAACAAUAUAGUUAUAAUAACAUAACUUAAAAUAACUUUUUUGAGGAAAACUUAUCUUUGUAAAAUCACUCAAAUUACAUGUAACAUUGACUUAUAAAUAAAUUAAUUGUGCAUUUUCAAAUUGUUUAGGUAAUAGUUACAGAAAUAGGUUUACCAAUUUGUCUUUUAUAAUAAUAUAUAGUUAAGAACAUUGGGUUGAAUAGACUACUUUGAAUAUAGUUAUAAAAUAAGAAAAUUACAUUAGUUGUGACUGGCAAGAAUGGUUUGGAAUUCUUAUCAUCAGUAGAAAACAGUUUAAAUUGCCACAAAGCCUUCAUUUGCUUUAUUAUACGCUUAAAAUAUGAAUAGAGGGAAUAACUUUUGCAAGUAAAUAAAAAAAAAAAUUUGAUAGUAUAGGCCAUUCUUGUUCAUGUUAUUGUUAAUUUAUAUUGAGAUUCACUUUUCGGAAAUAGUUUAGAAUAUUUUCUAUAUGGCUGUACUUUUGAACCUUGUCUAUGAAAUGCUGUUUUUUCACACUAUUACUAAUAAUAUAUAAUAUACAUGCACUAGCAUGCUUCCAAAUAAGAUUAUGGUUAGUUGUAACAUCUAUGGCUGAUUAUAAAGUCAUCCUAUCGCUAUUUUCAGGAUAGCUAAAAUAUAUAAAUCAGAAAAUGUAUCAUAGUUGAUUUGACAUUCUUACAGCUGACUUGUUUUGAUUCAUCCUUACUAGUGAUCCGUGGUUGGGAUCGAUUAUUAUUGUAAGCCAUUAGUUGUCUAAUGAAAGUUAAAAUUUAGAUGUUAGUUAAAUGUAACUUUUAAAUAAUACAGCAUUUAAUCUGUCACAUAUUUUAGAAAUUAAUUUCGCACGGGUGAACUUUAGCAUGCAUAGAUUGCUUCAAAAGAUGAUCUGAAAGGUAUCAAAAUUGCACCAAAAUUCAUGAAUUAUGCUAGUACUAUAAAAAUAUAUUAAAGCUUUGUUUCACAACUUACAAGACAGUUAAUGCUGAAUGCGCUCUUUUGUUUACUAUUCAUUUGGGAGUUUGACUUUUGUAUUAGGUCGCCCUACAUUCGACGAUUAGCAUUUCUCAGAUAUCAUGAAAAAUACUUUAUAUAAUAAUAUUUUAUGAGUUUUGAAUUUUGAGAAUUGAACUCAAUAUCUAAUUAGUUUUAACAGCACUAUUUAAUCGAAAUUAGACUUAAAAUCCACACACCAAAUCUGCCAUUAUGCCAACAGAGUCGAUGGCUUAGUGCCAGGGUCCUCCUUUGCUUCAGACCGAAAUUUCGGCGAGUUACUUUUAGGUCCUAACUGUGGUAGUAAAUUCAGGUCAAUGACUGACGUUAAAUUUGCAUCAAGUUUGAGUUAGGCGCCUCCCACUAAGGCUUGUAGAACGGCUCUCCCCAUAGUCCGUGGCGCCCCAGAAGCCCGUCCGAAUUCUGACCUUCCAGUCAUAGCGCCAGCCAUAUCAAUGACUAAUUGCUUAAGCGACGUUAAUUCCAAACCACCGAAAUCUAAUCGACGAACCGCCAUAUUCAAUAAACGAUCUCAAUCGCUUUUUUCGUUCCAUCGGUAAAAUUGACCAAUCAGAACAAUUUAUUUUGACAUGCUUAUUUUCGGGAAUUGGAUCGAAGAUUAAGAUUCAGAUCGUUUAUUGAAAACGGCUAUAACCUCCUGCCUGUUACUGCCGACGGCCUAUUGACCCGACGGCAGUCAGCUUGAGUCGCCAGGUCGACAUAUUUGGUGUGUGGAAUGCCCACACUCUUUAGAAUGUAAUUAAGUUAGACUGCACUUAUGCACUUCAUGUAAAGGUGAUUUUUACAUUGCGUUUAUAAAUGAAACCAUGUAGUCGUCAUUAUCUCUGCUAACAUUAUGCCAAAAAUCAUGAUUAUGGAAUAUUUACACACUUUUUUAUGGUUUUGUAGUUUACUGUGAAUAUGGCUUGUUGCAUGAGUGUAUUUCUGACUGAUAGUAUGAUGUCGCUGCAACGAAUUCUCUUAGAGGAGUAGUAGUGGCAUUAAGGCGCGUAAAAUUAAAAUAACUUUCAUUGAUAUUUAUUAUGUUCGAAACUUACACUUUUUUACAUCUACAGUACGAGUAACUUAUAAUUUUUUUUCCCAUUAGGAUAUGGUUUCAUUUACUAUCGCAAUGUCAAAAUGACCCUGUAUUAAAAUUUGGAAGUCUUAGUAAUAAUCCUCUCAAUUUGUCAAUUUGUAUUAGGGAUUUAUUGAAUAAGUUAGUAUAAUUUUAGUGAUAUAAGGAAAGACAUCCGCUCGCCGCGUCAAUUUAUAAUGUUAUAGAUUAUUGCAUUUUUCGAAAAUGUAAUCUAGGAUACUUUGAUAUAUUAAUAACUUUUUAAUAAUUAAUUAUAACUUAUGGAAUAGUAAUUACUUUGUAAUGUAAAAAAAUAGUGUAAUAUUGAUAGCUAUAAAUAUGGUGUUACUGCCCUAUUUAAUUCUUAGUUCAUUAAUAAAAUUACUCUGUAUGUAAUCACGUACGUCAAGUGAAAAAUAAAAUAAAUAGGAUUUACUUCAAACAAAUAAAAUAAAAUUACAAUUAAACUUAGUAUGUAUAGAGUAUAGAAAAUUUGGAGUUUUGAAUUUGUUCAACUAUUUAUGUAUGUGUCUAACUGUAUAGUUGUGCUCAAAUUAAUGUAUAUGUGGAUAAAGAUCAAUUGAAUGUGUAACGUAAUUAUAUGUAAUGUCUUGUUAAAGUAGACAUUCAUUUGGGGCUGACCCUACUUACCUAUUAGUCUAAGUGCUGAUAGACAUUUUUGGGGAGUUUUGAGCCAAUGUAAAACAUUGUUAAUUUUUUUUCUAUUUGUACCUAAAUACGAUAAAGCAGACGUGGUCAAAGGGUUAUAGGUCUUACUUUUGCGUAUAAUGUUUGAGGAAUUUUAAAAUUUUAAUAUCUUAGAUUUUAGUGAGAUUUAAAAAAUUAAAAAGCCACGCCCUUUAAUUGGGUUGCAAGCUUAGUCAUAUGAUUACUAUUUUUACUUAAAAAAAUCGAAAUGUUUUCAAUAAUGAUUUGUAUUACUUCAAACACCUUCCGAAAAUGUCUAUGGGCUCUAGCUAUAUGUUCAUUGUAGCCAUGGUCUAGUGGUAGUCUUUACGGCCCAGAUGUCCCUGGUCAGGCAACAUUUCGUUUAGGUUUAUAACAAUUUGCCCGGGCAGCCAGUCCCGGGACUGGCUUCUCGUAAAUCUAAGCCAGUUUUCUGAAUUAUGCAUGAUAUGUUGUGCCGAUCCCACGGUGCAUGGAGGCAAGGCGAAUGAAUUGGUAUUAUAAAAUAUGUAAAAUUUUAGGAGUAAUAAGAUUUCGUAGAUUGCGUCCCAUUUUUUUCUGAUUUCGAAUUAGUUAUGCCAAAAUGUACCCACUCGACAUUCACGUAAUUAAUCCAAAUGAGAUACUUCUGUUAUUGUUAUGUGGAACCAAUCUAUAAUUUAGUAAAACCCUGCAAAACAACCAUUUGUGAGGGCUGCGAGCGCCUAAAGCGUUCACCUAAAACGGUGUGUUUCUAUAAGUUGGCCCUUGAGAGGGUAACAGACGUAUAGGGUUAAAAAAAAGUAUGUAACAAACAACAAUUCACAAAGGUUUAAAAAGAACUCGUAUAUUUUGGUAUAACUCGGUCCAAUUAUUUGAACACUUUUAAAAUAGAUGACUGUACGAACAAUUUGCUUGUAAUUAAUACUUAUAGAUGUGUAUUGUAACUGUAUAUAAAUGAAAAAUGUUUUUGAAUAUUUAAUGUGCACUUAUAAUGAACAACACUCUUAUAAUAAUUGGUUUCUAAAUAGUUUUGAUUGUACUUAAUUGUAAUUUUUGUAAAUAAAUGUCUUAAGGCCCUUCCCUCAGCAAAACGGCGCGUUAACCGUAUUUUUAGAAACUAUUUGAAAUUUAUAAUCUUUUUGCAAUAUGUUUUCUUUACUUUUGUUGUUCAAUGUCAAUUGAUGUUGCCACUAAAAUUGUUGAUUUCGUAUUUCUCCUAAAGUAUACAUGAUUUUGACUUGCUACCAACACUUAAAUAAACAACGUUGUAAGAAAUUUUAAGUAAUUAUUCGUAAUCUGCAUAUCCCCGCCCGUAAUCCACGUUGCCACCUAGUAUAGAGCGAAUUGCCAAGACCGUUUGCUCGGGGAAGGCCUUAACUAAAAACUA
Molecule: messenger RNA, 6570 nt
Organism: Manduca sexta (tobacco hornworm)
Lineage: Eukaryota; Metazoa; Arthropoda; Insecta; Lepidoptera; Sphingidae
Product: replication stress response regulator SDE2
Exons: 1
Coding region: 154-873 (239 amino acids)
Cellular component (GO): nucleus
Source: RefSeq, a predicted model, not a curated record